AUGAAUGGAAUGGAGCCUAUUGUGCUUUUCAAUUGGCAUGCCUUUAAGCAAGCACAACCCUCUGAAAACUUCAUAGAAUUAUCUAAAGAGGUAGUUGCUUAUUGUGAUGGACUUCCACUCGCUCUUGAAGUCCUUGGUUCUUGUUUGCGUGGGAGAACAAUUAAACAAUGGAAGGGUGUAUUGUCCAAACUACAGAGGAUUCCUAAUAAAGAUGUAUACAAAAGGUUAAAAAUAAGUUAUGAUGGAUUGGAUGACCAUACAGAGAAGGACAUUUUCCUUGACAUAUGCUGCUUUUUUAUCAACAAGGAUAGGAACUAUGUCACACAAAUAUUAGAUGGUUGUGAAUUUUAUGCAGAAGAUGGACUACAAAUCCUCAUAGAGCGGAGCCUAGUAAAAGUUGGUAGGAAUAAUAAACUUGAAAUGCACGAUUUAUUACAAGAAAUGGGGAAAGAAAUCAUUCGUGGAAGCCCACCGAAACAUCCUAAGGAACGUAGCAGGCUAUGGUUUCACAAAGAUGUGCUUGAUGUGUUAACAAAACAUUCGGGAACUGAAGCUAUUAAGGGUAUAUCUCUGAAAGCACCAGAAACCCAUAGAGAGCGUGUCAUUGAUUCUGAGGCAUUUAAGGAGAUGAAGAAACUUAGAUUGCUUCAACUAGAUUAUCUACUGGAUAUGUUGAAGACACUCAAUCUCAGUCAUUCGUCUUAUUUGACACAAACUCCUGAUUUUACAAAACUACCAAACCUUGAAAGACUACUGAUGAAAGAUUGUCCAAGCUUGAUUUAUAUUCAUGAGAGCAUUGGGCACCCAAAAAAUCUUCUUCAUGUAAAUCUAAAAGAUUGCAAAAGUCUCAGAUAUCUUCCUAGAAACAUCUACAAGUUGAAAUCUGUCAAAACUCUUAUUCUUUCUGGUUGUUCAUUGAUUGACCAUUUAGAAGAAGAUAUUGAGCAGAUGGAGUCCUUGACAACUCUGAUGGCGAUAAAACUGCCAUAA
This is a messenger RNA of Neltuma alba, 990 nucleotides long. RefSeq names its product TMV resistance protein N-like. The transcript is spliced from 3 exons. The coding region runs from base 1 to 990 and encodes 329 amino acids. Gene Ontology annotation, biological process: defense response. The record is from RefSeq and is a predicted model, not a curated record. NCBI's taxonomy places the organism in Eukaryota, Viridiplantae, Streptophyta, Magnoliopsida, Fabales, Fabaceae. Gene Ontology annotation, molecular function: ADP binding.